Messenger RNA from Galeopterus variegatus (Sunda flying lemur), 1236 nucleotides. RefSeq names its product Rh blood group, CcEe antigens (gene RHCE). The record is from RefSeq and is a predicted model, not a curated record. NCBI's taxonomy places the organism in Eukaryota, Metazoa, Chordata, Mammalia, Dermoptera, Cynocephalidae. Gene Ontology annotation, molecular function: ammonium channel activity. Gene Ontology annotation, biological process: ammonium homeostasis; ammonium transmembrane transport. The coding region runs from base 1 to 1152 and encodes 383 amino acids. The transcript is spliced from 10 exons. Gene Ontology annotation, cellular component: plasma membrane.
AUGCUGGAGGCUGGUCUCAUUCUCAUCUUCUACUUUUUCACCUCCUACGAUGAUUCCCCCAAGAAACAGAAGAAGCUCAUGGGGACCUAUCAAGGCUUCCAGGAUGUUACGGUGAUGGCAGCCCUCGGCUUCGGCUUCCUCACCUCGUCUCUGCGGCGGCAUGGCUGGAGCAGUGUGGCCUUCGGCCUCUUCAUGCUGGCCCUCGGGGGGCAGUGGGCAGUCCUGCUGGACGGCUUCCUGAACCACUUCUCCCGUGGAAAGGUGAUCAUCACACUCUCCAGUAUUCAGCGGGCCACCAUGAGCUCUAUGUCGGUGCUGAUCUCAGCAGGUGCCGUCCUGGGGAAGGUCAACUUGGUGCAGCUGAUGUUGAUGACACUAGUGGAGGUGACAGUCUUUGGUACCAUGAGGAUGGCCAGCAGGCAAGUCCUCCAGACAGACGACCACGUAAGCAUGAUGUAUGUCCAUGUGUUUGCGGCCUGCUUUGGGCUGACUUUGGCCUGGUACCUCUCAAGGCCUCUGCUUGAAGGAGUGGAGGAGAAAGAAAAGACAGCAACGAGCCCCAGUUUGUUUGCUAUGCUGGGAUCCCGGGAAGGCCCUGUUGCACUGGUGGUGCACCUCAUUGUGGGAGGAGGGUCUGGUCCUCAGAUCCAGACCUCAGGACCUCAGGAGGGCGCCAUGGCACUGACAGGGUGCCUGGUUACUCACGUCCACAAUGCGGUGCUGGCAGGAGGCGUGGCUGUGGGUGUCUCAUGUCACCUGAUCUCUUCUCCCUGGCUGGCCAUGGUGCUGGGUCUUGUGGCUGGGUUGAUAUCCACUGGGGGAGCCAAGUGCCUGCCGUUGUGUUUCAGCUCAGUGCUGGGGAUUCACGAUACCUGCAACGUGUACUCCACCUUCGGCUUGCCGGGUCUGCUCGGAGGGAUCACCUACAUUGUGCUUGUAGUGCUUCAGAUCAGCUGGACCAAGAAUCCCAUGAUCAGCUACCAGGUGCUCCUUGACUUUGGGGCACUCAGCUUGGCCGUGGCGAUGGGUCUGGUGUCUGGUCUCCUGACAGGUAUACUCCUAGAUCUCAACAUAUGGAAAGCACCUCAUGUGGCUAAAUAUUUUGAUGACCAAGCUUUCUGGGAGUUUCCUCAUUUGGCUGUUGGAUUUUAAGCAAAAGCAGCCAAAAGAAACAAGGCCUGCUUGAAAACAAGACAACUUUCUUUUGCUGUGGCCCACCUUUACUUGUAUGCGACA